Messenger RNA from Pseudophryne corroboree (corroboree frog), 1440 nucleotides. Its product is annotated as gastrula zinc finger protein XlCGF17.1-like. The coding region runs from base 1 to 966 and encodes 321 amino acids. The record is from RefSeq and is a predicted model, not a curated record. NCBI's taxonomy places the organism in Eukaryota, Metazoa, Chordata, Amphibia, Anura, Myobatrachidae. The transcript has 3 exons.
AUGGCGUCCCGCAUGAACAACAAAGUGGCCGCUUACGGGUCAAGAACAAAGGACCCCAGAGCAAUCAUUGUGGACGCCUUGUCAGUGAGAUGGGACUUUCAUCUAGCUUAUGUGUUUCCUCCGAUCCCCUUGUUACCCAGUGUGGUGAUGCACCUACUUCUAGCUGCUAUAAAUGUGGGACACCAUAAACAGAUAUUAUCUGUGAAUAAUAAUACAGUUAUUUUAUCUCCAGCAGAUGGCGGCACAAGCAGGAAUGCCUUGGAGGGAUAUCUUAUCUUGCCUGCAGAUACUGACAUAGAAGAUAACAUCACACAGGAUACUCCAGGAUACAGCCCCGUUAGGCUAAAUAUACAUCCAGUACCUCUCAGUGCAGAUAUAUCAUCUGAUCCCCCUAACUGCGAGGACUGUUCUCCUAAUACCUCAGAUUUUGUUACACAUCGUGCAGCUUAUACACCUGAUAAAGUAUUUCCCUGUUCCGAGUGUGGGAAAUGUUUCACAAAGAAAUCAAAACUAGUUGCACAUCAGAGAAGUCACACAGGAGACAAACCAUUUCCAUGCUCUGAGUGUGGGAAAUGUUUCGCACAUAAAUCGGCUCUAGUUAUACAUCAGAGACGUCACACAGGUGAGCAACAAUUUCCGUGCUCUGAGUGUGGGAAAUAUUUUUCACGCAAAUCAGAUCUAGUUAGACAUCAGAGAAGUCACACAGGUGAGAAACCAUUUACAUGCUCUGAGUGUGGGAAAUGUUUUUCACUGAAAUCAAAUCUUGUUGCACAUUUGAGCUAUCACACAGGUGAGAAACCAUUUCCAUGCUCCGAGUGUGGUAAAUGUUUUACACACAAAUCAGAUCUUGUUAAACAUCAGAGACUCCACACAGGUGAGAGGCCAUUUCCAUGCUCUGAGUGUGGGAAAUGUUUAACACAGACAUCAGCUCUUGUUAUACAUCAGAGAACUCACACAGGAGAAUAACCAUUUCCAUGUCCUGAGUGUUGGAAAUGUUUUACACACAAAUCACAUCUUUUUAGACAUCAGAUUUAACACAGUAGAAAAGCAUUUCUAUGAGCUGAUACAAAACAGGUUUGUAGCACAGCUCCCGUCACACAGUACUUGAACAAUUUAAGUUAACCAUCCGCAGAAAAAUGGAAUGAAUGUCAUAUAAGACUGGAGUAGAUUACUUGGGUUAAACUAAAGUGUAAUAACAGACCACAUUAUUGUUUUGUAGCAUCUACAUCUUGUGCAUUUCAGUUAAACACGUAACAAGAUAAAUUUGCAUUAUUUUUUAAAACAGAUUUUUUUAUGGAAACUCGGGUAAAAUCCAACUUUCUCCGGCAGGGUUCACAGGAUAACAAUGGGAUAUCAUGGAGCGUCAGCAGAUGGGCACCAUUCAAUCAAAGCUUUCUGGCCUCCCAGGAUGCAAUGGGCCCGUCAAUAUAUCCCCGCCCA